AUGGGUCUCCUACACGAAAAGGUCGUUGUCAUUACUGGCAGCUCCAGUGGUAUUGGCCGUGGAUGCGCAUUUGAGUGUGCAGCGCAGGGUGCUAAAAUCGUUCUCCACCACCUGGGGACUUCGCAGACAGAACAAGACGCGAAAGCACUGCAGGAUGAGCUACGCAACCAGUUCUUCACCACCUCUAUCGUAUAUGGAGUCGACUUGACCGACGACGAAGGGCCGCAAAAGCUAAUUGAUGCCGCUGUCUCUCGCCUGGGUCAUAUUGACAUCCUCGUCAAUAAUGCAGCCAUCUUCAAGCCGCUGCCCGCUGACCAGGUGACGAAGUCUGUUGUUGCAAACCACGCGAAUGUCAAUUUUGUCGCUUUAUACUUGGUUACUCAGGCUGCUACCAGGCACAUGGUGGAAAGGGGCAACGGUGGCAGCAUUGUGACAAUCUGCUCAAACACUGCGGUUGUGGGGACUAGCAACGUUGCUCACUACGCCGGUAGCAAGGCUGCUGGCUUGGCUCUGAUGCAGAAUCUUGCUGUGGAGUACGGCCCACAUGCUAUCAGAUACAACUGUGUCCUCCCCGGGCCAACAGAUACCCAGAUGGUUGCAGAAUAUGUGAAUGAUCCGAAGGAAAGGGAGGCAAUGAAUGCUAGAUGCCCAAUGGGGAGGAUAGCAACGCCCACGGACAUUGCUCGAUCGGUUGUUUUCUUUGCAAGCGAUCUCUCCAGCUUUGUCACUGGGCAGCAUAUCGUGGUUGAUGGAGGGAGCUCCUAUCGCUUCUUGUAG
This is a messenger RNA of Aspergillus lentulus, 777 nucleotides long. Its product is annotated as SDR family NAD(P)-dependent oxidoreductase. Gene Ontology annotation, molecular function: oxidoreductase activity, acting on the CH-OH group of donors, NAD or NADP as acceptor. Lineage: Eukaryota; Fungi; Ascomycota; Eurotiomycetes; Eurotiales; Aspergillaceae. The record is from RefSeq and is a predicted model, not a curated record.